This is a messenger RNA of Thalassophryne amazonica, 6991 nucleotides long. Its product is annotated as KIAA1549-like a. The transcript has 26 exons. The record is from RefSeq and is a predicted model, not a curated record. Lineage: Eukaryota; Metazoa; Chordata; Actinopteri; Batrachoidiformes; Batrachoididae. Bases 222 to 4823 code for a protein of 1533 amino acids.
GCGCGCGCGCGCACAGCGAUCGCGGGAAGCACAGUGUGUUCAGUCACGCUGCGCGCACAGACGCUCACAGACACGGGAAGAGUCUACGCCGCCUCCAGCGCCGUCAGCGGGCUGAUGGAGAGCGGAGCCCCGCCUGUCCACACCGGGGGCCGGUUGAUCGGAUGUCUUUCAGCAAAGCAGCGCCGUUAGAUGACUUCCGUUCAGGAUUAAUUGGCUGACUAAUGGCUCCCAAACAUGCGCUCCUCUCCAGCGGCGGCCGCGCGGUCGGAAGGACCUCGGAAGAAUCCACUCCGGCGUGGAUCCUGGACGGCGGGACGGUGGCCGUCUGUUCGCCGAGGAAGGUGAAGAGGACGCCUUCGCUGAACGGGACGUGGCCCCGGUGUUUGGUGGUGGUGGUGAUGAUGAUGACGAUGGUGAUGAUGGUGAUGAUGCAUUGCGCCUCCGCUGCUGACGCUGAAGGAGGUCAUCAUGAAUCGGUGCGACGGGCCGUCUCACCCUUCAACCUUUCAGCCACACUUGGGUCUGAAGGCGGAGUUGCGGUUAAAGACAAAGACUUUGCCCAUCCUGGGGUGAUGGACAGGACUGGUGUUGGUCCUGGAUCCAGAGCCAGAGUUUGGCCUGAGGGGAAAGUGUUUGCUGAAGCCAGAACAGCAGUUUGGACUGAAACCGAAGCAGGGGUCCGUACUGGAGCAGGUGGCAACAUCUUUGCUGAAACUGGCAUUUUGACUGGAACCAGUGCCUGGGCCGAAGUCGGGGCAGAUUGGCGGCCAGUGGACACGGAGCACGAAGAUCUGCCAAGCAUGCCCAGGGACUCGGCUGCCUGGCUGGGACAGCAGCGGGAACGCCAAGGAGAGCAGACUGCGUUCUCAUCCGUCCUCAGCAUGCUGGCAGAGACAGUGGAGCUCCAGGCACCAGUGGUUGGAAAACCAUUAGGACUGUUGUCCAAAGCUGCUUGGACCAAAACCUCCUCCGCGUCGUCAUCCAAGUCGAUGUCCUCUUUGUCAAAAGCGCCCUCGUUACCAGCCACCACCAAAGACAAUCAGACGAAGGCGUCGAGUAGCGUCAAGCCGGUUGUUGUCAGCACCAACACCUCCAGCACAAACACCAGCUCCAGUUCUGAAGAGUUGGUGAGGAGCCUGCCCGCCUGGGAUCUUCCCACUGUUCCCGAGUCACUUCUGUCCACAGUCGGUGACCAUGAUGUCACACUUCCUGCCAAUGUGACCAGCCCAUUCUCCACCAACCACUGGAACACCACCGUUUUCGUGCACACCAGAAACACCUCACGGCACACGCCCACCUCAGCGACCACCAUAAACACGUCUGUGAUGCCCACCACAGCCUCAACACACACUCUGCUCUUGUCCACCACGGUGAGAACACACACACCGCCAGGAUCUGUGACAACCUCACUGACCAAUGCUGCGAGCCCAGACACUGUGAGUAAAGACAGCCAUGACCUGACAACGGUAACCAUGACAACACCAUCCACAACCAGUCGUACUGUUGGUGUCAGUGAUAAGAUGGCACCGGUAGUGACCACAAGUGCUGUAAAAACUUCUCCAGACAUUGCUAUGACUACUGCAACCACACAGCAUACUACAAGCCAAGAACUGACCGCCAUGACCGCGACUCAACCGACGACCACCACAACCAGCACACCUGCUGCUACUGCCACUCCAACGGUUCCUUCAACUAACACUACCACCUCACCACCAACUACCACUACAACUACCACACCUGCAACUACUACUACCACUACUACUGCUGCUACUACGACAACAACAACAACAGAGGCGCCUGCAACUACUCUGUUCAUACCACUCACAACCAUGCUGCCGCCAACCACAACCACAGAACCACCAUCCAGUACCAGUGCUGAGGAAGGUCGUCUGCCCUGCAACGUCACCGAGAAGUACUGGGUCAGAACAGUUCUGUCCAUUGAGCUGCGUAAGAACCGUCUGGACCUGAUCCUGAGGCAGAACCUCUCUAAAGGACUGAGCCACGCUCUGCAGAGAGCCCUGAACGACACCAGCGUCUACGCACAGGUGGAGCACGACGACGGCAGUCCCCGCAACGUCACCUUGGGCUACUACGCGGCCAGCGGGAAAACGGUCUACGUUUCCUCCUUGGUGGUGGAGGCGCUGAAUGUUUACGGUUUCGACAAGCUGCUGUCGGACAUCAGGCAGCACACCCCACUGGUCAAAGCAGUGCUGGUUCCCGUGGCAACCUGGAUGCCCACUCCGAGUGUCCACCUGCAGGUCAAAACAGUGCUGAGGUUCGUCGGCCCGACGGACAACGUGUAUUCGUGCAGUUUCAUCCAGAUGUUGGAGCAGCGGCUGGAGAACGCCUUUGACGAGGCUCAGGACAAAGUGCUGGAGACCUACAACAGGCUGACUGUUGAGAUCCACAGUGUGUCCCAGGAACUGGGCUCUCCGUCAGUCACCCUGGUCUAUACGGUGAAGAACCAGGACACGACUCUUAAUGGGACCAUCUCCAGUGGUCUCCUCAACCAGCUUACCGCUGAGCUGGUGGGCUACUUCCUGUUUUACCCUCCGCUGAUCAUUGCUGAGCCUCUGGAAUAUCACAACCUCAACACAUCAGCAGCAACCAAGAACUACUGGGUGAUAACAGUGAUCCAGGAUGUGGACAGCACCUCCCUGGAGGAUAACUACCAGAACUUUGCCAGCUUGAUGGAACAGCGGCUGGCUGAGCUCUUCCUGGUGGCCGGGAGGCAGGGAUCCCGAACGGCACGAUCACGGCGCGCCAGCACCGUGGGCGGCUACACGGUCCAGAUGGUCAGCAUGCGUCGACUGCCCGGUCCCAAGAACCCAGCGGAGAUGACCUACUAUGCUCAGCUGAAUGGAGCACCCAUCACCGGAACCAGUGCUGCCAAGACCCUCAGCAGUCUGGACUCUCAGACCAUGGCUCUGACACUGGGCUACUUCGUCCAAGUUCAGGCUGAACCUGUGGUAAAGACACCGCCCAGCAACCUUUGGAUCAUGGCCGUUCUCACGCCUCUCUUCUUACUGAUGGUGGUGAUCGGCAUGGUGGGCUUCAUUCUGUGCAAGAGGAACAGAGUUAUCUUUAAAACGGGUGCCUUCAGGAACUUCAAAACCCGCUCUAAGACAUCAUAUCGAAGGGAGGGCAGUUACCACCACCAGCCUGUGCAGGGCUUCGACUACGCCAAAAAACACAUGGGCCGAGCCGGUGACGAAACUGUCUCUGUUACCAAGGAGACGCUGGUGCUGGGGCUCCCCGUGCGAGAUGCUCCACUUUCACUGUCACUGGACAAGAAGAUCCUCCAGGAUGGGACCGGGAGCAAGCGGCCUCCUUCUGCAGACAUCCACAAAGGAGGGAGGUUGCCAAGCGAGGAGGAAGGCUCGGUGUCGAGUAACGGAUCCGGGAAGCUGAACACGAGCAAAAGCUCCUCGGCCCGAAGGACAACGGCCAGCAGCGGCAGCAAGAACGGCAAAGAGGAGCUGCACAAGAGGAGCACCAACGAUCCAUAUGAUGACCAUUCAGGCUCUCUGCGUCUCAUCACCAUUAAACCCAUGAUGGCACAGCCCACUUACUCCUACCCCUCCUCCUCUUCCCACAGCCAGGACUCUGUGGUCCUCAAUGGAGACGCAAACCAUGUAGGCCUGAAGCAGAAGUCGGACAUCGAGCACUACAGGAACAAACUACGUCAGAAGGCCAGGAGGAAGGGUUAUGGAGAGUUCUCACUGUCCGAGACUGGUAGUCAUGGUUUCAGCCAUCGUGACACCAGGCUCGGUCGAUACGACAACGGGCUCAAGGAGCCGAUGACCGCUGAGGAGAAGAGGGCCUCGUUUGCAGGAUGUCAUAAGAGGUACUCGCACCCUCGUGAGCCGUCCUACUGGAGCCGGCAGUCUCUGAGCAGCCCCAGCCCCGUGGAGACGGAGAUGGACCUUUUGGUGAUGAGGGAGCGGUCCAGGAGGGGCAUCCGCAACAACGGCUACGAUGGUGAACCAGAACCUUUUGAGGAGACGAAUGUGGACCGUCUGAUGAGCUCUCUGGGCUACACCGCUGGAUCCACCAGUACCGGCAAAGGCAGCCUGGGGGUGAAGGCUCACCGCGGCUCCGACUCCUCCACACUCAGCUCACAGCCGUCCAUCGACGAAGUCCGCACGCAGAUGCACAUGUUGCUAGGCAACGCCUUCAGCCUGGCACCUCCGGACCACGACCCCCCCUCCCCUCCAACAAACAGACACCGCCAUCACCUGCACCACGCCCACAGCGCUUACAACCCGUCCCACACCAGCCGCUACAGCGACGGGGUGACCAGCGCCCCCGGAACCAUGAACCAUCCCUGUGGAGGCCGGCAGAGAAGCAUGACAGGCUAUGAGGACAUGCACCAGUGCAGCCUCCCAAAACCGGGCUUCAGGUUCACUCAGCUUCCUGACAUGGGCAUCGGAUCUCCACCACCUCUGAUCCCCUCAAGACCAGGACCACCUCCUGGGACCUCAAUACGAUGUUCCACGCCUGACGUUAGCCUGAAGCCGCGCAUAUCAGAAGCCUCAGAGCUGCAGGCUCUGCAGCACAACGGCGCCCCCUACCUGCCUGUGUCCAGGACUCCCUUCCCUGCUGUCACAGUUGACCAGUCGAUUAGCACCUACUCAGGAAACCCAAUAACAGCAGUCUAUGCUAUAUCAGCUAACCGCCCGGGUUACUCAGACUACUAUGUCAUGUCGCCGCCGUCAUCGUACCGUAGCCCAUCUUGGAUGUCCUACCCGCCUGAACCAGAAGACCUGCCGCGUCAGUGGAAUGACACACCGAAUUCCCGCCACCUUGAAACAAUCUGUUGAAGUCGGUCUGCUAGUGACGCCGAGCGGAAACGGCCGAUAAAGUCAGUGGGUCAUUUUACACCGGCACUGGCCUCCUUCUCACCAAAACCUCUCUGGAGUUUCACUUUGACUGGACAUCUGACAUUUCUGAUCCGCUGUAAUCUACAUAUCACCCGUGCCCGGGCCUCUCCUACUGGCUCUCAACAGUCCUGGUCUUCAUGUCUGACUCAAAGCCUUUCUCAUCCUCGAACCUCAGCUAAUACCCCUCUUUCCCAUAAGCCCUUUCACCUGGCUGAAGCUUUGCAAACGCUCAGCCAUAGGUCCCUGCUCCCUGAGCCCCUGACCUCGUUCACCCUUACCGUCUGCACCGUUUCUGUGUCGGGGGCCACGUGUGUGGCGACCCUAUCAGCACCACCUUACAGCGAGCGCACCUUCAUGCUGCUGAACUGAGCCGAGCUGAACUGCGUGCAGCUGGACUGUGUGUCCCUAUAUGGUUCAAACAUGACCGUUACACGCAAGAGCUCCAGUGUAGCGAAGGCCACCGAAAAAACUGCCCCAAAAAUCGUUGUACAGUAACUGCCAUUUGUCCAGCAGAGGGCAGCACACAGCACUGCGUUAUCACUGCAGUAAUGCGCCAGCAACGGCCAGUAGUUCAGUCCUCAUUUGAACUGGAUUUGCCUGGGGUCAUCCUGGACUUGUCCCUAAGGUCCACCAGAAAGCCAGGACAGACUUAAAACUGUGCUUUUUUAAAAAUUAAUUUAAAUUCUUAUCUAAAUCUUCUCCAGCUGGUAAAUAUGUGUAUUUUAAAAACAAAUGGGGGAAAAAACAAAUUUUUUGUCGCAAGCUGUCAACGUUUCCGUUUUUAGGUAUUUUUGUGUGCUUCGUCUUUAUUUUGUGCAUUGGUUAUGAUCAAUGGAUUACUGUACCAAAAAAAAAAGAGGAAAAAAAAAAAGCAUAAAGAGUGUUUUCGUUUCACUCGCUUUAUUUCAAGGCAAAAAAAAAGCAACGUGGAGAAAUCAGUGGCUUCGUUGUCUGUGGCUACUAUGACAUUUCUGUACUUUUUGAACGGAUUACUUUUUACCGUCAUCAGAUUAAGCAACAAAAGAGGAAUUCUGUUCUGUCAGCCAUCGAAUUUCAAAAUUUGAUCUGUAAACCGUUUAACACACCUGGAUGAAAAACUCUGAAAUAUUCAACUCGGAAGGCACUUCCACGGGUUAAGAUUUUCCAAAGAGAUCCCAGAUUCCACCAUGGAUAAAGUGUCCAUGUGAUUCCAGUUGUGUUUGGACGUGGCUCACGUGACCAGUAUUCUUACCUGGGGGGAGAAACAAACAGCAACAAAAAAACCUUUUACUUGAAAGAUGUCUACUGUAUUCUACUGUAUAUAAAAAAAAGACUUUUAGUUAUUUUGUUCUUUAUCAAGAAAUCAGUUGGAUGGACUUCUGGUGUCGUACUGUUCAGCAGACCUGCAUGGCUCGGAGGGGAACAACACAUAAGGUGAAAAUGUAUUUGUGUAUAUAGAGAUGAUCUAAGAAGAGAUUUUAUGUGUGCACUGUGUGAGGGAUGCUUUGCUCAGAUGUUAUUCUGAUGCCAUGUUUCUUCCUUUAUUAGUUUCAUCGUCUUUAUGAUGAAGGGUGGUUCGACUGUUUAUGAAUGAACACAUUAUCUGGAUCAUCUUGUCCUGUGAUCCUCGUAGUACUAACGCAGCACUUAUACUUCAGAUAUUCUAUGACAAAUGAGAGUUUUGAGUGACAGGCGGUCAGGAGGUGUUAACUUUACAUUUGAACAAAACUAAUAUAGCCAUAAUAGUAAAAAAAAAAAGUGCAAGUUUUUUUUUUAGUUCAGAGAAUUUCUAAAGUCUAGUUAUGGAAUUAUUUGGUGCAAUUAAAACUCUGUGCAUACUGUAUGUAAGGCUCAUUGCGUAGAAGGUACUAACGGGGAUUAUAGCCAUAUAUUAACCUUGCAAAGUGGAAAUAAAACAGCUGAGGUGUACAGUGUUAGCCUGACGGUCAGUAUUUUCUUAUAGAGCGUGUUUGGUAAACAGCACCAAAAUAAGAGUUUAUCAGAUGUAGAUUAAGUGUUUCACGGUUGAGAAUGAGAAAGAUGAACAGUGUAGGAAAAAGUAUAUUUGUACCUGCACUUUCAUGAAUAUCCCACAUUUUUGCAGAAAACAGCAGAAUCAAUGCAAAAAA